GAGGGCUGUAAAAUAAACAUCGAUAAAUAUGAUACGUGCAAAAUAUGUUUCCAUUUAAUCUAUCGGCUCAAUCGAAAAUAUCGGCUAAACAUAUCGAUAUCUCAGGCGCACGUGUACUGCAUUUGUUUUCAUCUGCCGUAUGCAUUCAACUCGGUUAAAAUAGAUUAUUUAAAUGGGUGCAAAGAGUAAAAAAUCCAACGCCGAUGCGGUAUAUUCGAAGAAGUCAGUUAAAACGAGUAAUCCCUUCGAUGCUGCAAUAUCGCAAACAGCUAAACGGUUGAAUCCGUUCGACGUGCACGUGAAUAAAGAAAAAUUUAAAAUCUUGGGUCGGAUUUGCAAACAUGAUCGGGGUUUACCUGGAGUUUCUCGCGCUAAGGCACAUCAGAAGCGAGUCGAAACACUCGGCAAGCAAUAUGCGGUUAAGCACAAAACUAACAAAUUUAUGGACCAUCGCAUUGGCAAGCACCUUACCGGUGAGCAGCUCACCGAAUCUGUGAUGAAUGCACGAUUUUUGGCUGAAAAAUUAUCUCAGGUGCGCGCCUCAAAUAAGGCAGAGAAAUUUAACCUGAACGACGAUGAGUUGCUGACACACAGAGGCCAAACACUGGAGGAGAUUGAAAAAUACAGAGACGAGCGUUCUGAUGAUGAGGAGUUAGAGGAUGAAGGUCUGGACGCUGAGUUCACUUCUACGGCUCAUUUUGGUGGUGGAGGCGACGCGGCGCAAGAUCGCCAAGCGGCUAUAGAAGAAAUGAUUAGUGAGCAGAAACGUCGGAAAAACGAAAUCGCGAAGGAUAAGGAUGAAGUGCAUGAUCUGACUGAAAAGUUGGAUGCCAACUACAAGGACUUAUUGUCGCUGGUUGCACAGGCAACUAAAGACGAGCAACAUGAAAAGCCGCCGCCCGAUGCUUAUGACAAGUUACUGAAAGAGAUGAUCUUCGAGCCGCGUGGCAGUGUAACAGACAAACUCAUUAAACCAGAGGAGCUGGCAAAACAGGAGGCUGCUCGCCUGGAAAAACUCGAAAAUGAACGUUUGCGCCGCAUGAAAGCGGAUGGUGAAGAGCAGGAAACAAAUAUACAGACUACUCACCGUUCAGCAGAUGAUUUGGAUGAUGGUUACUUUGCUGCAGGCAAUGAUGAUGAUGCCGACGAUACUUUAGCAUACGAUUUGGAUGGCAAUCUGGGGACACAUUUGAAUAGCAAAAAGGACUAUCAGACUGGGCAGAGUGACGAUAAGUCUGCGGAAGAUUCUGAAAAUGAGGACGACGGUGAAGAAAGUAACAGUGACUCUGAUUCUGAGGUAGAUAACUUAAGCGAUCUUAAAGAAUCUGGCAGUGAGUCGGAUUCGGAGCCAGACCACACUCCGCAACCCAAAACAACUAAAAUCAAACCUCAAAAGCAGAAGUUUUCAGAAACGGCUGACACCAGUAUACCAUACACUAUCAAAAUGCCGAAGACAUAUGAGGACUUCACUGAGCUACUGGUCAAGUAUACGCCGACACAGCAGGUCACAGUUGUGGAGCGCAUCAUCAAGUGCAAUCAUCCCAAGCUGGAAGGCGUUAAUCGUGAGAAUGUUGUCAAACUCUACGCCUUCUUGCUACAUUACAUCAAAGAUAUGUUCGAGGAUGCCAGCGAGCAGGACAUUGGCUUGCAUUUCCAAUUUGUUUCUCAGCUAAUGCCCCAACUGCAUGAUCUGAGCCAUCUGAAUUCUGAGCGCAUGUCUAACACUUUGUUAGAUUUGAUUAAGGAAAAAUACGCUGAGUACCGCAAAAAUCACAAAGCUUAUCCUACGCUGGACACACUCAUCUACUUUAAGCUCGUCUCAAAUCUAUAUUCCACCUCGGAUUUUCGACACCCUUUGGCUACUCCUACGUAUAUUUUCAUGCAGCAUAUUCUGUCGAGAGCGCGCGUUCGUACGCGCCAAGACAUAGCCAUGGGUCUGUUUAUAGUCACCAUUGCACUGGAGUUCAGCUCUCGAUCCAAGCGUUUACUUCCCGCUAUUUUCAAUUUCCUGCUGGGCAUCGUUCAUAUGGCCAUAGCCAAGCGACACGAACAGCUGGAGAUUGUGCCGCCAUUCGAGCGAGAUGGUCCUUUUAGUAAAUUGUUGGCCAUUCCAGCGACGAGCGAGACUAAAACGCUCCUACCACAAAAGUUGCAGACUGCAGAUCUGGUAACACACACGAUAAGCCUGGACUUCAAGGUGCGCGCACUGGACACGACGCUGUGUCUAAUCAAACAAAUAUUUGAUGAACAAAUGGGUGAACACACGGGUGCCUGCUAUUUGGCUGGUCCCUUUCUGCCGCUAAUCGAGCAUCUGCCGGUGAAUCUAUACCCUGACCAUGUGCAGCAACACUGUGCAGAAGCAAAGUCAACGCUGAAGUCGGUAGCGGAGCAGAAAAUGAAGCCUCUGGCGCCGCCCGAUAAGAAGCCAAAAGCCUUGCGGCUGCUGGAGCCUCGCUUUGAGGUAGUAUACGACGAUAAGCGACGACCCAAGAUGUCCAAGCAGAAGGAGGAACGCGUUAAGCUUCUACACAAGAUCAAGCGCGAAAAGAAAGGCGCCAUUCGCGAAAUACGCAGAGACACGGCCUUUGUGCAAGAUCUCAAACUCAAGCAGCAGAUACGAAGCGAUAAGGAGCGUCACGAAAAGGUUAAACGCAUCUACCAAGAAGCCUCCGUACAGCAGGGCGAACUUAAUGAAUUGGCGCGCUCCAAGAAACGUAAAAAGUUCUAAGUUCCAGUUGUGUAUGAAAAGUGCUAACGCAAAUGAUGUUAUUUUUAAUUAUUACAAAAACAAAAUU
Messenger RNA from Drosophila hydei, 2795 nucleotides. RefSeq names its product nucleolar protein 14 homolog. The coding region runs from base 173 to 2728 and encodes 851 amino acids. Gene Ontology annotation, biological process: maturation of SSU-rRNA. NCBI's taxonomy places the organism in Eukaryota, Metazoa, Arthropoda, Insecta, Diptera, Drosophilidae. The record is from RefSeq and is a predicted model, not a curated record. Gene Ontology annotation, cellular component: Noc4p-Nop14p complex; nucleolus; small-subunit processome. The transcript has 3 exons.